AUGCCCAGCCUUCUUCCUGAAUACGACCCUACACUCGACCCAAAUGCCAUCAAUAUCUUCAAUCCAGCUGAUCGGUGGCUACAACGCAAUGUCUCCAUGGAAACAGCCGAUCGAUCACCGAGCAUAGUGGAAUCAAAGCUGUCAACGCCUACUCAAAACAACCCUGCAUCCAACUUGUAUUGUGCUGCAUGUAAAAAAAAGUUCAACAAUGAGGCCACGUGGCAAAAUCAUCUGAAAAGUGCCAAGCACGUCGCCAAUGUCAAAGCCAAAUCCAAGCAGCAGCAGCAGCAGCAGCAGAAACAAAGGCAGCAGCAGCCAUCAGGCUUGAAAUCCAAUGUCGAUCCACAAGUAGCAGACGCAUUGAAAAAUCUACAACGCGCAUCUACCAACCCGUCCACAUCUAUACCUACACUCUGGAGCCUAUCAAAAGCAUUCUAUAGCCACCGCCGACCGCAACAUACAUGUCAAUCAUUACAACUCGUCGUGGAUACCCUUCAAUCAUCCGAGCCGCCACCUACUGGUCUCACGCCAUCUCAAAUCGCAUCCACUCUCUACAUCUCACGUCUUGCCUUGGCACGAUUACUAUGUUUAUAUCCAUCAUCGACAUUGGAUAAGAAGGAUUUGGUAUUGAAUGCAUUGAAUGACAAGUGGAAGGUGGAUCGUAAUGAGCUAUUAUCCUUGGCCAAGUCAUGUACAAAUAUCACCAUGGAGAACAUGAUGCAAGCAUGUCGAGGUCUUGCUUCAAGAUUCAUUGCUCGUGAAGAAGCGCGUACAGAGCCUGCCAAGCCGAAAGCGGAUCAGAAUCAAUGUUUCACCAAGAUCCUGGUAGAGAUGGCGACCAAUUUCUUUGGGGAUGAUACAAGGAUACGUAUCGUAUUGCUAUGCUUGGCGUGUGUUGUAUGUCACUAUGAAGGAGUCGAUAGCUAUGGAAUGAUGGUGGAUUUGGCUCAGUUGUAUGAAGGUCUAUCUGCGAAGCAUUGUGCAUCCGAGAUACACGUGAUAUGCCAUGACAAAUUAUUGGAUAAUGAGGACGUCGACGUGCAACGCUUAUGGUGGCAUCUAUUUAUGGCCUUAUUGCUAGCAAUGGAAACAGAUGACAUUGUAAGAGCCGAUACGAUUCUUGCCAUGAUACAGGAGGAUAGUAAAGCGACGACCCGAUAUGAGGAUAUACAAGUUUUAUUGAAUAUUUGUGUGGCACGAAAAACCAAUGACCACCGAUCACUUCAACACAAGAUGUACUAUCAAGUGGCGCAUCUUGCUUUACUACUUGAUGUUACGGAUGCUGAGCUCUUACUGCGCCAAGAAGUGGAUGAGGUGAAACGGAAUCAGCUGGUCGAUAGGAUUCAAUCAUUGCUCGUAAUUGCGGCAUGA
Messenger RNA from Lichtheimia ornata, 1371 nucleotides. RefSeq lists its product as uncharacterized. The transcript is spliced from 10 exons. NCBI's taxonomy places the organism in Eukaryota, Fungi, Mucoromycota, Mucoromycetes, Mucorales, Lichtheimiaceae. The record is from RefSeq and is a predicted model, not a curated record. Bases 1 to 1371 code for a protein of 456 amino acids. Gene Ontology annotation, molecular function: nucleic acid binding; zinc ion binding.